CACAACAAUUUCUAAAACUCGAUGAAGUAAUCAACAUCCAACUCCGCUGCCUAAUGAAUGAGUGCAGAUCAUCUUCUUCUUCAACUCUAUAAAUCCAACUCUAAAACUCUUCCCACCAUCUUCUCCCUCCCGAUCAACACCCUAAACCAAUAGCAAACAUGCUUGGCUGCUUCUCCCGACAGAGACGACCAUACCCCAUUCCUCCCCCACUCCCCAACACCUCCACCUCCUUCUCCAACAACCUCAACUCCCUCUACAACCCCAUCCCCAAUCCAUCCGAACCCCCACAAUCCCCCUCCCAAACCCUAACCCUAACCCUAGCCCACCCCGAUCCGAUUUCUUCCGCCAUAUCCUCCCGCCGCCUGAUUCCCGCGUUUCCAGGUCGAUCCAACUCAAUCGUCGAAUCCGCUGCGGUCUCAAUCGGGAUCCGUGGAUCCGCCGUCGCGAUUCCGACGUACUCGCCGGAACCCUACUUGGAUUUCCGGCGAUCUAUGGAGGAGAUGGUGGCGGCGCUCGGCGUCGGGACUCAUAUCGAUCUCGCCGUGUUGUACGAGCUACUUCUAUGCUAUCUCUCGGUCAAUCGGAAGCAGGCGCAUAAGUAUAUCCUCACCGCCUUUACUGAUCUCCUCCUCGCACUUCUCACGGCCGCCGGGGAUCGCUGAGCAGGUGCAAGAAAAUUACGGAUUUUUAUUUUAUUUGAUUUAAUUGAAUGGUCUGGUGGUGGCUGUUGAGUGUACGAUACUCUAUACUGCUGAAUUUGGGAAAUUAUGUGGAAAAGGAAAUAAAUCCUAGAAUUUGUGGCAGCUAUAGAUAGCUGGCUAGCAGGAGCAUUCAUUGAUGAGGAAUUCGGCAAUCAUCUUAUA
Phalaenopsis equestris is the source of this 863-nucleotide messenger RNA. RefSeq names its product transcription repressor OFP12-like. The transcript has a single exon. NCBI's taxonomy places the organism in Eukaryota, Viridiplantae, Streptophyta, Magnoliopsida, Asparagales, Orchidaceae. Gene Ontology annotation, biological process: negative regulation of DNA-templated transcription. The coding region runs from base 159 to 662 and encodes 167 amino acids. The record is from RefSeq and is a predicted model, not a curated record.